This is a messenger RNA of Fusarium redolens, 671 nucleotides long. RefSeq lists its product as uncharacterized. Bases 96 to 638 code for a protein of 180 amino acids. The transcript is spliced from 2 exons. The record is from RefSeq and is a predicted model, not a curated record. Lineage: Eukaryota; Fungi; Ascomycota; Sordariomycetes; Hypocreales; Nectriaceae.
CAAAUGUUUAUGAGAGAUACUAAUAAUCCCAGAAGUUAGCUUUUUUACCAUCCCAGGGCCAUAUGCUAUUAUAAAGUUACUCUUUACAAAUCAUCAUGCCAUUCCGCUCUCUAUAUCUUGCCAAGUCCGGCGGAGGAACCAAUCAACGCUCUCAUUUCGCACUCUUCAUCCCAAACGCAGAAUACGAUCGGGACACUAUUAGUGAAGACUUCCAAUCUCAAAAGGCCCUUGGUACAAGAAUACACGUCGUCGGAGAACCUCUGAUGUCAGGUUUUGCAUUCGAGGUCCAUAGGAAUUACAAUACCCAAGCCUACGCUGACCUAAAGCACUUGGUCUCUCUUGGGAAGAUCGACGAUUCAAUUCUCUACGAGUGCCCAGAAACUAUGGAAAUGAGAGAGAAUGCACCGAGAAGUAUUAUUGAACGACAUGCAGAAUCUGUAACUCCACCUCCCAAAGGACAAAACAUACGUGCACCAAUUGAUAGGGUGAAUACAAAAAGAUGUCAGGAAUGGACGAUGGAGGUUCUGAGCCUUCUGGUAGAGAAAGAGUUGAUUCCUUCAGAAGCUGUGAGCAUUGCGCAGAAGGAAAGAGAUCCGCCAACUAAGGGCAUUUUUGGCUAUAAAAGCCAAGAAAAAUAGCAACACGCGAGUUAUCAGAUGGAGGGAAGUCCA